Molecule: messenger RNA, 846 nt
Organism: Alternaria atra
Lineage: Eukaryota; Fungi; Ascomycota; Dothideomycetes; Pleosporales; Pleosporaceae
Exons: 3
Coding region: 1-846 (281 amino acids)
Source: RefSeq, a predicted model, not a curated record
AUGGUGUCUACGCGCUCACAUCCGCAAGGCGACUUCCCCGCCACCGAACCUUCGCCCGUCAAGAAGACGCCGCGAUCACGAACCUCGACCGCGUCCCCAGCACCCAUAUCUUCCCCAGACUUUAACUCCUCGCCACCGGCAACAUCGCUUGCGAGACGCGCAGUUUCCAAUGUCAAGGCUGAAAUCAGCCCUCCCUCUCCAUCCGAGAUCAAUGAGCCGGCAUGGUGUCAUACAGCAUCGAAUCUUACGAUAGUAUGGCUCGCAGUAUCCAUCCCGCUCGUGCUAUGGGACUCCCUGUAUAUCCUUUUGCGCCCGCACACCAUGGCCGGUGGCGCAAUCCAAUGGCCGAUUUGGAAGCCGUAUGAGAUUUACGCCUCGAUAGAUCACGUAUAUGGAUGGCCUGGGUGGGAAAAUAAUGACGGAUUUGGCGGCGCGCAAGGCUUUUUGAACGCCAUUGAACUCGUGCUAUACGGACUUUACGCUAUGAUCAUCUAUAACCAUGGUGUACCCACGACCGGAGGUACUGGGCUGCAAGUCAGCGAGGGCGUGAGCAAGUUCCUCGCCGGUGGCAGGAAGGUGCGCGGAAAGCCUGGGAAUCGCGCGCUUAUCAUCGGGUUCGCUGCUGCGGUUAUGACCCUCAGCAAGACAGUACUAUACUACUUCAACGAGUACUUUUCUGGCUUCGCAAAUGUUGGCCAUAACGACUGGGCCACGCUGCUGUUCUUCUACGGUAUUAUGAAUGGGCUCUGGGUCAUUUUCCCAGCCUAUAUGACUGUCGUCUUCGGUACCGACAUCCUCCAGGCACUCGACAUCGCAGCCGAAUCUUCGUCUAAGAAGCGUUAUUAG